Molecule: messenger RNA, 360 nt
Organism: Paraglomus occultum
Lineage: Eukaryota; Fungi; Glomeromycota; Glomeromycetes; Paraglomerales; Paraglomeraceae
Source: the annotation of a GenBank genome assembly
AUGGAAGACGCGCAUAAUGAUAAUUCGAUGACGGUGGGUGAUUAUGAGCAAAUCGUGACUGGGGAUAAAUUGGACAUUCCUUCUAGUAGUUCAAGUAAUUCGCCUAAAACUAAACGAAUAUAUAGACUCAGAAAGACUAAAGCCGCGGCUGCUGCUGCUGCUAUGGGGUUGCCGAGAAGUGCUAUUACUUGUGCUCCAAUCGAUAAAGAGGGUCGUUUUAGAAAUCCUAACAUAUCGUUUGUGUUAUGUGAGAGAGAUAAUAUGGGCCGUGGGAAUCAGAGUGAGUCAAACGAGUCAUCGCAGACUAAUGUCGGAAACGAUGCCGGUACACAUGGGUUGAGAUCUGCAGGAGCCGAAAAG